CAAACGACGUUUAUGACAGUGACUUACAUGUAGUGUGUUGUGUACGUAUCGUACCUAACAUUUCAAUUAAUUUUGCAUUUUGAAAACAAUUAUUAGGUUUCUGAUACAAACAGAAAUUGCAGCAGCACAUGUAAACGCGGCAACUAGAUUUUGCAAACCGGAACUUGAUUAAAAUCUUAUAACUCUGUAAUAUGUGUAAUUUGUGACUUAUUCGUUGCCAAGAGAUUUAAUCAACAAUUUUGUGUGGUCCCAAUUUUCCUCACAAACAUUCAAAAUAUUUAAUAGCAUUAUAGAAAUCGAGAUGUGUUGGCAACGUGAUAUGAGUGAUAUCCUAGCGUGAAAUAUUUUUCAUGUAGUAGGAUCUGUUUUAAACAAUACAAGAACAUCCCAAGCACAUCAGAGAGCGGCGGAGGCGGCAUGGUGCGCGGCGCGCGCUGGCGGCUGCUGGGCGCGCUGGCGGCCGCCGCGCUGCUGCUGUGGGCGUGGCGCGGCGGCGGCGGGCCGCGCGCGGGGCCGGUGCCGGGCCGCGAGCUGCCGCUCAUCUUCAUCGGCGGCGUGCCGCGCUCGGGCACCACGCUGAUGCGCGCCAUGCUGGACGCGCACCCCGACGUGCGCUGCGGGCAGGAGACGCGCGUGGUGCCGCGCAUCCUGCAGAUGCGGCAGCACUGGGUGCGCUCGCAGAAGGAGAGCGUGCGGCUGGAGCAGGCGGGCGUGUCCAAGGCGGUGCUGGACAACGCCAUCGCCGCCUUCUGCCUGGAAGUGAUCGUGCGCCACGGCGAGCCCGCGCCGCGCCUCUGCAACAAGGACCCGCUGGUGCUUAAGAUGGGCACUUACGUGCUAGAACUCUUCCCCAAUGCCAAAUUUCUGUUCAUGGUCAGAGACGGCCGGGCCACCGUCCAUUCCAUAAUCACGAGGAAGGUGACGAUCACGGGGUUCGACCUGUCGUCGUACCGGCAGUGCAUGAGCAAGUGGAACCACGCGGUGGAGCUGAUGUACCAGCAGUGCCGCUCGCUGGGCGCGGGCCGCUGCUUGCUGGUGCGCUACGAGGCGCUGGUGCUGCAGCCGGCCGCCACGCUGCGCCGCGUGCUGGCCUUCCUGGGCCUGCGCUGGCACGACGCCGUGCUGCACCACGAGCAGUACAUCAACAAGCCCAACGGCGUCGCGCUCUCCAACGUGGAGCGGUCGUCGGACCAGGUGGUGCGGCCGGUGAACCUGGACGCGCUGGACAAGUGGGUGGGGCAGCUGCCCAGCGACGUGCGCGCCGACAUGGCGGAGCUGGCGCCCAUGCUGUCGGUGCUGGGCUACGACCCGUGGGGCAACCCGCCGCGCUACGCCGCGCUCGCCAGCGCCGCGCCCGCCGACCACGACGAGCCGCAGCCGCAGCCGCAGCCGCAGCCGCCCUAGGCUAGCCUCUCAUAAUAUAUGUAUAUAAUAUAUUCUAAUUACACUCUUUGUUUAAAUUCCACAC
Molecule: messenger RNA, 1468 nt
Organism: Amyelois transitella
Lineage: Eukaryota; Metazoa; Arthropoda; Insecta; Lepidoptera; Pyralidae
Gene: Tpst
Product: protein-tyrosine sulfotransferase
Exons: 5
Coding region: 418-1404 (328 amino acids)
Biological process (GO): peptidyl-tyrosine sulfation
Cellular component (GO): Golgi apparatus
Molecular function (GO): protein-tyrosine sulfotransferase activity
Source: RefSeq, a predicted model, not a curated record